This is a messenger RNA of Prunus persica (peach), 1746 nucleotides long. RefSeq names its product adenylate isopentenyltransferase 3, chloroplastic. The record is from RefSeq and is a predicted model, not a curated record. Lineage: Eukaryota; Viridiplantae; Streptophyta; Magnoliopsida; Rosales; Rosaceae. Gene Ontology annotation, cellular component: mitochondrion. The coding region runs from base 471 to 1439 and encodes 322 amino acids. Gene Ontology annotation, molecular function: tRNA dimethylallyltransferase activity. The transcript is spliced from 2 exons. Gene Ontology annotation, biological process: tRNA modification; cytokinin biosynthetic process.
CAUUUGAUUAACCUAGCCAGGGUUUACAUUGAAAUUUAAACAAGUAUUUUUUCUUCUUUUUUUUUCUUCGUUUUAUUCGGAUUAAAGGCCAGACAUUUUUGUCAAAUCCACUUGCAUUUGGAGGAAUCGGAUUACAGUUGAGUCCAAUUAGCGUAACAAUCAGAUGUCAUUUGAAAGAAUCCACCACUUGUUUUAAUUUCCUUUAAUUAUUUUGUAAAUUUUUCUGUUUUACGUACUUGUGAUUUGCGUACGUAUAUAUAUAGCAAACCUCCCCUUUGCUCCACGAGGUCGUAAGUUGCUUCAACUUUUUUGAGCAAAUAAACAAUUUUGUUUUCUUCAUACUUUGGUUACUUACUUGUGGCACUUGAGCAGUACGUACCCUACUGCCGUCUGCCAACACUUCUCUCUUAGCUUCUUCAGCUUGCCCACCAAUCUAACAGAUUAUAUAUAGUGCUUCAUCAUCAUCAAAAAUGAAUUUGAUGUGCAAGGAAAUGCAAACAUUACUUCCAUCCGGUGGUUACAAUCAUAAAAUGGACGUGUUCAAUCCUCGCCGGCAGAAGGAGAAGGUGGUGAUCGUAAUGGGAGCAACCGGGACGGGGAAAUCGAGGCUCUCGAUCGACCUGGCCACCCAUCUCGCCGCAGAAAUCAUAAACUCUGACAAAAUGCAAGUCUACAAGGGGCUUGACAUAGCCACCAACAAAAUAACCGAAGAAGAACAACGUGGGGUACCGCACCAUUUGCUAGGGAUACUAGAUCCUAAUGAAGAUUUUACAGCAACAGAUUUUUGUGACGAAACCUCACUUACCAUUGAAUCCAUUUUAGGCCGGGAUCGCCUUCCAAUCAUCGUUGGAGGCUCCAAUUCGUACAUUGAGGCCUUAAUUGAUGACUACGACUAUAAGUUUCGGUCCAAAUACGAAUGUUGUUUUUUAUGGGUAAACGUGUCCACGCCGGUUCUGCACUCAUUUGUGUCAAAACGGGUGGACAAGAUGGUCGAAAAUGGGAUGGUGGAUGAGGUGAGGGAGUUCUUCCAUCCCAAUGCGGAUUACUCGAAAGGGAUUCGAAGGGCAAUUGGGGUGCCUGAAUUCGAUAAGUACUUUCGGUAUGGGCCAUUUUUGGAUGAAGAAACUAAAGCUAGGCUACUAGAACAAGCAGUGGAGGAAAUUAAGAAGAAUAAUUGCAAAUUGGCCUCCCGCCAAUUGGAGAAGAUUCAAAGACUUAGAAAUGUUAAAGGGUGGAAUUUGCAUCCGUUGGAUGCCACGGAGGUGUUUCGAAAGCGCGGCAAGGAAUCCGAUGAAGCCUGGGAAAAGUUUGUUUAUGGGCCAAGUGCUCAGAUUGUUCGUCAGUUUCUGUACAAUUAUGCCACAGCUGAGGUCCCUGUCAAUCUUGGUGCCAUGAGGGUCCCUAUGGAAAGUGCAGCACUCGCUGCUGCAACUCGCUAGGAAGACUUAGACAUUAUUUCUUUUUUAAUUAUGCAAUACAUUUUGAUGCACUACCUUAAUCUAAUCAUGAGUGUAAAAUAAAGGAUUAAUUGUCAAUGUCAUGGAAAUUUCGUAAGCAAUAAUUAAUUUAUAUGCUCCAUGUCAGCAUGAUAUGAUUAAUUAUAGAUAGCUUUUUGGCUUUAGCUUUUCAGAGGCAUUGGAUCCAUGAAAAAAAUAGGGUGUAUUAUUAUUAUUAUUAUGAAGAGAAUGUAUGUAAGUUGUAACCUUCAAAAUGACUACUAUAAUAAAGUUGUUCUUUCUUUCUUUU